This is a messenger RNA of Armigeres subalbatus, 1775 nucleotides long. RefSeq lists its product as uncharacterized. Gene Ontology annotation, cellular component: nuclear membrane; nucleus. Gene Ontology annotation, biological process: proteasome localization; nuclear protein quality control by the ubiquitin-proteasome system. The record is from RefSeq and is a predicted model, not a curated record. Gene Ontology annotation, molecular function: proteasome binding. The transcript is spliced from 3 exons. The coding region runs from base 354 to 1403 and encodes 349 amino acids. Lineage: Eukaryota; Metazoa; Arthropoda; Insecta; Diptera; Culicidae.
GUGAAAUAUCGGCGAGAGCCGAAUUAUUUCCAGCCUUUUGAUCAGUAAAUUUUCAGUUUACGACCCGUUUAAAAAGAACUCUUGAUUUCGAAACAACCGCUAAACAUUUCCAGUGUCACUGCAAGAAAGUGCAAGAAUGCAUCUCAACGGUCAAGAAACAUCAUUUCGAGCGGGAAAAUAGAACUGUAAACAUCAGGAUUUGUGGACGUUAGCAUUAUCAAGUGCAUAGAAAGUGUAAAUUUCAAGAAUAUUACUGUUAUUUUGCAGUCUAGAUAAUAAUGUGAAUUUUGUGUUUAUGUGCUUUAUGUGAAAUCAAUAUUUUUGACAGCUUUGUAUAGAAGAACAUUUGAAAAAUGGCCAAUCUAGAAACUACUCGAGCUCGGGCAGUACUUGCCGAAAUUCCAACGGAGCUAGGCUUUCCUAUUCAACAUCGGGCCGUUAACCAUCUUGGAGCUCUCAGAAGAAAUGCUUUAAAUCCGGCUCUGAUCGAUAGUCCCGCUGCAAAUAUUCCAGAUAGCUUUUUAUCGCCUCGAAUGUCUCCAGACGAAGCCGUCAUUCAGCAGCGGGGCCGCCGUCGCGUUCCUAUAAUGUGGAGCCCGGAGAAAGGAUUCCAGUCUCCGAACAAAACACCCACCAAAAGUAUUUCUGCUAUGACGCUGAGAAGCUCCCCUCGAAAACGUUCGUUGAUCAGAGAGCUAUCGGAUGUUCGGGUUUCUGGAAUUGAUGCAAGUCACUCAUCGCCAUCGAACAAAAAGAACACGCCUUCUAAGGGAUCCCCUGGCAGUGCGAAAAAAAUACGUUUACAGGAGGGAUCGAUAAAUCGAUCCAAAAGCGAAGUGCCUCUAGAGACUCUGCUCAAGGGUUUCAGUCAGGAUCAGCUAAUUGCGAUGAUAACCGGUAUGGUGCAGACGAAUCCACGGCUCGAAGAUGUCGUUAGAUCUGAACUACCUGUCCCAGAUAUAGCGCCUUUGGAAGAACAGUUGUGCUAUCAGAAGAGGAAUAUUUUCAAAAGUCUCCCAGCGACACGUUUGGUUAGCAAGACAGACAGUCCUGCCUACGCCAGGGCAGCUACCCAUUUGGCUGCAUUCAAAAAAACUCUCAUCGAUCAAAGUCAAUCGCUGCAAAGUUCGAAACACUGGGACGCACUUCUCGAUUACGUACUGAUGGCAUGGAACUACGUACGCUUGACUCCAGUUUGGGACAACCAUGCGCAUAACGCUAUACGGAGACACUGUUUCAAAAUUCUCUCAUAUCAUGCAAAUAGUGCACUGAAGAAUGGAUCAACAGGGCUGGGAAAGGAAAGAAUUGAACGCUUCCAUGCAAAACUGAAAUUAAUGGGCGCUGAUUGUGAGGACAUCAACGAUUGCAACGUUUGUAUCGGAUAUCUUCUGAACAAAAUAUGAAGCCGCGGGGAUCUUACAGGUUUAAAGUAUACUUUGGCUAAAUCUAGAGGUUGACUGAUUGUUUCCAUGAGCCUCAGUGUCAAAUGUAGGGUUUUUGGCUUAGGCUUUUAAUUCUAGAACGCAUGAUUCUAGAGCAGUUAAAUCUUAACAUUCUUCAUUUUUAUGGUAGACAUUAGAUAUGAAAAAGUUCAAAUUGUUAGGCUUCGUCGUUUUGUUUGUCCUAUUGUGGCAACAUUUUACAAAUGAAACAAAUAUUUAGCAAGUAUUUUUUCGGUUUUACUUUUUGCAUGCGACUGAUAAUCUUAUGAAUGUAAUUUUUGUUUGCUAUUCGAAACGGUGUAAAUAAAGUUUGUAACAUUGUACCUUAUCAAA